This is a messenger RNA of Nothobranchius furzeri (turquoise killifish), 1870 nucleotides long. It is a transcript of the gene vip, whose product is annotated as vasoactive intestinal peptide. Gene Ontology annotation, cellular component: extracellular region; neuron projection. Lineage: Eukaryota; Metazoa; Chordata; Actinopteri; Cyprinodontiformes; Nothobranchiidae. The record is from RefSeq and is a predicted model, not a curated record. Gene Ontology annotation, biological process: positive regulation of protein catabolic process; positive regulation of endothelial cell proliferation; positive regulation of penile erection. Gene Ontology annotation, molecular function: peptide hormone receptor binding; neuropeptide hormone activity.
CUGCACUGUGAGAAUCAUCCAGGUGUAUAAAACGGGAGCAGAGCUGAAGGCGAGCAGGAACGCAUCGGAUCCGCUGUGUGGACGUACAGCAGCUGUUCAGGUUCGAGACUUUGAGCAGAGGAGGGGAAGAAAACCAAAGAACACAACUUCCUUCAGAGCUCAUGUGUAAAGUGAUGUUCCAAAGAAGCGGUCCCCAGAUGCUUCUCCUUAUAGCCCUGUGCAGUGUGUUAUACUCCCGGACUCUAAGUCUACCGUACACGUCAAUGAGACCGACGAGACACGCAGACGGUCUGUUCACCAGCGGAUACAGCAAACUCCUGGGACAGCUAUCAGCGAGGAGAUACCUGGAGUCUCUGAUCGGGAAGCGGGUCAGUGAUGACCUGAUGGAUGAGCCGGUGAAGCGCCACUCAGACGCCAUCUUCACAGACAACUACAGCCGCUUCCGCAAACAGAUGGCUGUCAAAAAGUACCUCAACUCUGUCCUAACAGGGAAAAGAAGCCUAGAAGACCCAGGAACCAGUGAGCCAGAGGAGUCCAGGGACGAACCGAACACGUUUCAGGAGAGUUAUGACGACAUCAAUGUAGACCACCUCCUAAACAAACUUCAGCUGCCACUUUGAGGAGAGGUCCGCACUUGACUAUAUACCUCAUCCUAUAAAAAAAGCUCUUUGUAAAGAAAUAAUACACACCUGGUAUUAAUCCAAAGGAUGCUCCAAAUCAGAUCAACCAACGACAAGGUGUUUUCCAGUGUGGUGAUUUAUCUAUCCAUCUCCACAUGCUCACACUGUAUUAUAUUUAAACAAUAACAAAAGACUCUUCUGGCUGAGUUUAUGUGCAGGCACGGCGGGCAAACGGCAACAGGAAAUUUAACAGAAGGAUUAUGUUUGUUGUUUAUGUUAUAUUAUUGAGUUAUGAUUUAUUUUCUGCAUUUAAAAUAAAAACAAGCCCUGGUAGACUUCAGGUUCAACCAGGGAGUCACAAAUGACUUUAAUUUCAUAUUUAACUCAAUUCAAAUGGAACAACUUCUCCUAAUCGUUGCUUUGCUUCAUUUUAUUAUGAGAUUUAUUUCCCCCUUUCAACAAGUCUAAACUACCUUUCAGUGGAUGAAAACAUAACCGUAAUGGUGAUUUUUGUUGAAAUGUUCACUGUGUAAAAUAAAACGUUCCCUUGUUGGAGCAAAUCUAAGCUCCGCUGGGCAAAUUUAUGGUAAAGUAUAGCUUGUAAAUGCUCAUCUGAAUGUAAUUUUGUUUGGUAUGUUUAAACUCUGAAUCUGAACUUUGAAUCGACUAAUUAGGUCAGGAGCCUUUAGUGAAAAUUCUGUAAUAAGAAUAAAAUUUCUGCUCCAAUAAAAUAAUUUCUAUUGGAUUUCAGUGAGAACAUUAACCCUCUGGAGGCAGGCGUUGCAGAUGUGCAACGUUAAAACCUACCUACCUGGUUACUCCACAUACGUGGAGCAUUUUUAAACUCAGAAGCACCCCUGAAGGACUUAGUUGUUCGUCCUUUUAUCAAAACUUGAGCCUGAGAGAAUUAAAUGAAAAAAAAAAUUUCAUUGCUUUAUUUGUUUUUAGUCUUUCUAUAAAUCAUCAAAUUAAUUCUGUUUUUUUUUUCAAUAAUUAUGAAAAAUCCCAUUUUAUUUGUUUGUUUUAUUGCUGGGGCUCACAAUGUUAUGAUUGUGAAGUGUUUUGUGAUUAUAAUGAAUAAAAGACAACUGUAUAGGGAAGAGGAAAUCAUGAUGAAAGAACACAGAUGCAUUUAAUCACUUUCUAUGUAGGUCAACACUGUUUUAUCUGUGCAUAGCGCUGCCUUUAGCACAUUUAGUGAUGUUCACCACUGACCAAAUAAAAGAUGUGGGUUUAUUUUUCAAAGCUGA